Coturnix japonica (Japanese quail) is the source of this 9826-nucleotide messenger RNA. RefSeq names its product solute carrier family 26 member 1 (gene SLC26A1). NCBI's taxonomy places the organism in Eukaryota, Metazoa, Chordata, Aves, Galliformes, Phasianidae. Gene Ontology annotation, cellular component: membrane. The record is from RefSeq and is a predicted model, not a curated record. Gene Ontology annotation, biological process: sulfate transmembrane transport. Gene Ontology annotation, molecular function: secondary active sulfate transmembrane transporter activity.
ACCUCUAAACUCAGGUUUUGCUCAUUCUAUGCUUGUUCUCAAAUGCUCAAAACUUUCUAUUUUCAUUUAUUUUGUACACCGGUGCUGAUUUGUAAGUUUUGUCAUUAUUCUGUGUUUCAUAGAUGUUAUUCACAAGGCAGAUACUAGAUGAAGGUUUUUAAACUUGUAGUCUGCAACUGGAAUAGAAGUAGUUUUUCCUAUGAACCUGGUCUAAGAAUUUAAGACUGGUAUUUGCCUUGUUCCUGUUUGUACUUAUAAAGUAAUAUAUGAAACUUGUUUGGUUCAGAGAGUAUUAUUAUUAAAAUUGAGCAUCUUCAGAGCAAUUAGGUAAGAGAAAGUGGUUUAACAGCCAUGGGACAACAAUCUAGGAAAAGCAUAGGGCAGAAAACAGUUUUCUGUUUAGCACUGCAACUAGAGACUAAGGUCUUGGGAGAGCUCUAUUGGAAGACUUUUUUGAACAGCAGACUUUCACUUUGGACCAGCUACGUUUCCGAAAGAAGUCUGAUUUUAAGGAGUAAAAGAGUAGCCCCUACAGAAAACAUCACUUUGGCAUUCAUGCCCUAGGACUCUCCAGAAGAACAAUGUAGUCUUCCCUGUAUUUUGAUCAGCAUGUUCUGGAAACAACAAAAAUAGUUCCUGGAGAGCAACCCUAACCACCUGAUUAUUUAUUUCCAAGGUAUAAUCAUUCCCAUAGGUGAUCUGUUGGGACUGCCUUAAAAAUAGCUGCUGUUUGACUGUGUCGUUUCUCUUCUGGCCUGCUUAUGACCUCAGGGAUCAUUAUGCAUCAGUAGUAGUCCUCUUUCUCACUGAGACACUGAACGAAGGGUCAAUCCUUUGGGGAAACGGAAACUGAAUCAAAUAUAUUUGUGUAUGCAUACAUUUGAAUAAGACCUUAAAUUGCCCUGAAAAUACUAGAUUAGAUUUAGAGACAGAAGUAAAAACUGUGAUUUUGAGAUUUUAGUUAGAAAUACAGAACUCUAAAUAUUUUUUCUCUUUCACUUUCAUGUAAGUAGAGAAUUUAAAUAAAAUAGAAAAAUGCUUUAAAGCCAAGAUAGCUUGUCCAAUUAGUCAUAACAAACUGUGCCCGUCAAGUUUCACAUGCUUUUCUUCAAAAGCAACACAGUAUUCUUGGACUAUAGUGGGAAAGUUUCCUAGGUCAGCUCUUAAGUAAAUGGUUUUGCUUGUGGGCACCUUACUUAAGUUUGCUUCCAAACACAUUUAGGUCCUGUUUAUCUAAUACUGGAAACACAACUGCUUAUUCAAGACAGAAGGAAACAUUCAUUUAACUUCUGUUUCAUUUCUAAAACUUACUGUCUAUGUCAAUGUUUCCAAGUAAUUCUGUACAAUAAAAAUUUAAUAAAUCAAAGCAGCAAAUGCAGAAACAGUAUUAUAUUAUAAGCAGUUGAGACGAUUUUAUUUCACGGUAGUGAAAUAAACAUCUACUUGAAUCCACCCAAAAAACCAAUUUUUGGCUCAGGCUUUUGUAUCACCAUAAAUUGGGUUACACAAGGGCAAAGCUUCUGGGUAUUUUCCUUUGAAAAAGGCUGGUUUGCAUGCAUAGCACUCCUCUCUACAUUGAAUCAAUGCACAGUAAGCAAAGCUAUUGGGAUUUUUUUCAAAACUGUGUUAAUGCUCAGAAACAGAACAGUAAUGUAGUCACAGACACUGGAGAGAGGUUUCUUACAAGCAGAAAAGAAUGAAAUAUAAAUAAUAUGAACAGUUUAGCUCAACACUAGCACAUUUUAAACCAAAUAGUUACAUGAAGUGAGGUAUCUCAUGUUUUUUUCUGUGAUUUAUGCAACAAAACUACAAUGAAACUUCUAACUAUAAAUACAAAACUUGCUCCACCCAUACUGCCUUUUAGCUCAUCUUUCAUUGAAUAUGGAAAAAAAUGCAAGCAUCAACCCUAAGCUUGAAUCAUACUCAGGGUUCCAUCCCAUCUUACACUGGUAGUCACUAUUACAGCAAGACUGAUGCUAGGGCAUAAUUGUGAUUUCUGCCCAACACAUAGCUUUUCUAAGAUCACCUUAGCAAAGAGAAGCAGGAUUAUCUUGCUGUUCCUUCCUGUGCUUUUUAGACAUACAGUUUCAUUAUUUAUUUUAUUUUAUUUAUUUAUUUUUUUUGUGGAAUAUCUUGAUGGGGAAACAAAAGGAAGCAUCAGGACCCUUUUUUGGAACAGCCUGUGCUAAGAAAACAGCUUUUGUGCAUAGAAAACAACUCAGACAGGCAGAAUGGUUACAUAUGUUCCAUCAGGGACUGCCUGUGAGGGAAUCUGUGAGAUAAAUCCCAUUGAAAGUGUUGUAAUGAAUGCUUCCUCUCACUGAGAGAGCUCUUGUCAAUUCCAUGGUAUGCUGAAAAGACAGGAAGAAAGGUGGGGCUAAUGCCAGUUGGAAAAUCAGUAAUUUGCUUGUCUUGAAUGAUUCUUUGCUUUGUUUCAGUACUUCACAAGGUGAACUGAGUCACUGCAUUUAUCCUGAUCAAAUGAUGGGUUUGGGGUUAAAGUAUGUUUUUUGCUCAUGUUACCAUGGACAAUUUGAAAAAAAACUUUACCUUUAAGAUUCCAAACAUCCAAAAUUACUUAUUGUAAUGAUAUGAAUAGGUCACAUGUGUAGCAUGUUGCCUUCUCACAUAGUAAACAGUUGAGAAUGUUCCAGUAUCUAAAGUUAAAUGCAAUAGAUGGGCACAUUCUAUACCAUGCUUCAUUUGCAUGCUGCCACUAAGAACAGCUCUUUCAGUGAGCAACAGGAAGCCUUCACUUGAUUAAAGGCAAAUACUAUAUUCUGUGAAGCUUUGGUGGGGUAAGAGGCAGCUGGAAACAUGAGUUGUCCCUGUUCUUCCAUGUCAAUGUGCAUGGGCAGAACUAAAAGUUACUUCAGCAAAACAGCAGAGGAAUUUGUUUAUUAACACCUUUAGGGUGCCUGAAUAUUGCUCAAGUGUUACCACUGAGGAAGGAUGGUGUUGUAUCUCAGUGUCAGAAUCAACUGGCUAGUCACUCAUGCACAGAAGUAUACAGAUUUGUCCUUCCCCACCCUGUUUUUGGGGCUGCCAUGAGUACUGGAAGUUUCCAGCUCUCUGCUAGGCUACACAAAGGUAAGGGCAAUAGCUGGUAUUCACAGUGGAAUUCCAUUUCCUCCUAUACUAAGUUAUUGCUGAGCUACUAGCAGUCUGAGAACUCUUGGUUUACAUAGCCGAAAAAUGUUUUGCUGGUAACGACAUCCCCUCCAUUAUUUGCUGUGGCUUUACUACAUUCUAAAUGCUUCAUCAUUAACAGUAAUCUGCCAAAAAUGGAAACUGAUAACUCAUUUUAGAGUUAUUUUACAGCUAGCCUGUUCAUUUGACAUGGCAGCCAGAAGAAAGUAGAAGAAAUGGUUGUUUACAGGAAGGAAGUCCUUAUUUUCAGGAGGAAAAAGAACUAAAGAAAAGGAUCUCAUGUUAGUAUUUGCAUUUUAACUUGAAAACAUUUUUCCAUCAGGAAGGGUUUUUGACCGUAGGCUAAAAUUCUGAAAGAAUGCAUACAUUUUUUUCCCCCCAAAUAAGCUUUUUAGUUUGCUUUUACAACAAACUACCAUUCUGAUUAUCCAGCAUAGCAGAUAUUAUACAGAUUAUACAGUACAGCCAAGACAUAUUACAAAAUUAUCACUCAGACACAGUAUCUCUUAACAGAUUUGACAGAGAAACUGUUCUGAAAAUAUUAUGUAUUAAAAGGUACUACCAUCCCUCAGGAAGCUGCAUAGGCUGUACAUGUCUGUUAAUGGUGUUUUAUUGUUGAUUUCAUUUUAAUACAAAUUUAUUUCAAGUAAAUUGUGCAAGAUCAGAAGAGAGCAGACAGCAACUGUACAAUUAAGCAUCUGAGCCUGGAGUACAGAAGCCAAUAAAAUCUUUUUUAUGUAGCCUAUCAAAAGCGAGCAUUGGAUACUGAACUGCCCACUAGCUUGUAACUAUGUUAAACAAGGCCACUGUAUUUAUUUCUUGGCUCUCUGAAUUCACUUGGCUGUAAGAAGUAGGUGGCAUUUGAAUAGAACUUGCAGUCCUCAAGUACAAGACUCUCCAACCUAAUUUAGGAAAAGAUAUAUGAAGUAAACACUAGGACAAUGGAAAGACCACUUGAGGCUACGAAGAUGGAAAACAGCACUUCUUCCUGCUUUUUCAUGGAAAGAAAGACUCGUGUGAAGCCUAAUAGGAAAGAGAUUGUGAUAGCCAAGCUGAGAAAAAGCUUCUCUUGCACCCCAAGGAAACUGAAGAAUUUUGUAAUGGACUUCUUUCCUGUUUUACGAUGGCUUCCCAAAUACCAGUGCAAAGAAUACAUCUGGGGCGAUAUUAUGUCUGGGUUAGUGAUUGGGAUCAUUUUGGUGCCCCAAGCAAUUGCAUACUCACUACUGGCAGGCCUGAAGCCUAUUUACAGUCUUUAUACAUCUUUCUUUGCCAACAUCAUCUACUUCUUAAUGGGCACAUCUCGUCAUGUCUCAGUGGGCAUUUUCAGCUUGAUAAGUUUAAUGGUGGGUCAAGUGGUGGACCGAGAGCUUCUCUUAGCUGGGUUCGACUUGAAUGAUGAUGCCACACCAGCCUUGGGCCAUGGCUCCCUGCAGACUGACAGCCAGUCCAACACAACUGUCUUCAACCUUACCACUGAGGGGAUGAAUGCUGAAUGUGGAAAAGAAUGCUAUGCCAUAGGCAUUGCUACAGCCUUGACAUUUGUGGCUGGAGUAUAUCAGGUUCUAAUGGGAGUCUUCCGUCUGGGUUUCGUAUCUAUGUAUCUGUCUGAGUCUGUUCUAGAUGGCUUUGCAACUGGUGCUUCCUUAACAAUUUUAACAGCUCAAGUGAAGUAUCUGAUUGGAAUAAAAAUCCCACGUAGCCAAGGACAUGGGAUGCUUGUUAUUACUUGGAUUAACAUUUUCAGGAACAUUUCUCAGGCUAACAUCUGCGAUAUCAUUACAAGUGCCAUUUGUAUUGUAGUACUGGUUACUGCUAAAGAACUGGGAGAUCGGUACAAGCAUAAGCUGAAAUUCCCUCUUCCCACAGAGCUGGUAGUUAUUGUUGUGGCAACACUGGUGUCACAUUAUGGAAACUUAAAUGAAGUGUAUUCAUCCAGUGUUUCUGGAGCUAUUCCAACAGGAUUUAUUGCCCCCAAGGUACCACGUUUUGACUUAAUGAUCCGUGUUGCUGUGGAUGCCUUACCUCUUGCUGUAGUCAGCUUUGUCUUUACUGUAUCCCUUUCUGAAAUGUGUGCAAAGAAAUACGCUUACACUAUCCGAGCCAAUCAGGAAAUGUUUGCUGUAGGGUUCUGCAACAUCAUUCCCUCUUUCUUCCAUUGCUUCACAACAAGUGCAGCACUUGCCAAGACUCUUGUGAAAACAUCCACAGGCUGCCAGACUCAAGUCUCUGGAGUGAUUAGUGCAAUGGUGGUUCUGCUGGUACUACUCUUCUUGGCACCUCUCUUCUACUCCUUGCAGAAGUGCGUCCUGGCUUGUAUCAUCAUUGUCAGCCUUCGAGGAGCAUUAAGGAAGUUCCGAGAUGUGCCAGCACGGUACCAUGUGAAUAAGGUGGACACAGUGGUUUGGGUUGUUACUAUGUCUGCCUCUGCCUUGAUCAGCACAGAAAUAGGUCUAUUAGUUGGAAUUGUUUUCUCCAUGUUAUGCAUCAUUGUUCGGACACAGCAGCCACGGACAGCCCUGCUUGGUCAAAUCCAAGAUACCAACUUUUAUGAGGAUGACUUAGAAUAUGAAAAUCUCUCUUCUGUUCCAAAGGUCAAAAUAUUCCGUUUUGAGGCACCACUUUAUUAUGCCAAUAGAAACUAUUUCCUAAAGUCUCUGUACAGACUGACUGACCUAGAUCCUAACUUAGAGGCUGCCAGAAGGAAGAAAUACGAGAAGAAGGAAAAGCAGCAUCUGAAAAAAGGAAAUCAACCAACUGUUAAUGGACUGAGCAGCAGAGACACCACUUUGCAACUAGUCCCUAAGCAAAUUGAUUUCCAAGCCCUCAUUGUAGAUUGCUCUUCCAUCCCAUUUUUGGACACCACUGGAGUUAAUACUCUAAAGGAAAUUCUAAAAGACUACAAGGAGUUAAAUAUUUCUGUUCUCUUAGCUUGCUGUAAUCCCUCAGUGAUAGACUCUCUAAAAAGAGGAGAUUACUUUGGGAAAGAUUCUGGAAGUAUGCAAGAAAUGCUGUUCUACAGUAUACACAGCGCUGUGCAGUUUGCAAAAGACCAAAGGCUUACAGCAGACUGCUCUGUUUAAUCCCAUGUUUUCCUUGACAAUACACUAAAGAAAGUGCAAGAUGGAGAAGGGCAGUUUGCAAUAAUUGAGUUAUCAGACACACUAUUGGCUUUGUACAGUAAUGGGCCUACAAGACACCAUUCCCUGAAGAGUUCUGCAGUUUACUGGAUGCUGCUUAGAAUAGCCCUGGAGAUGCAGUCUGGGGCCAGGCUGGGACAAGCUGGAUAACUAUAUGCACCUCACUUUCAGAAUGUGGGUGAAAAAGAAGUGCAUCUUGGGGCACUUUUCCUUCUUCUGUCAUUAUAGUACAUGACAAAAUACAUGUGUCAUGAGACUGUUGUAGCUGGAAGUCUGUCAAGAACCACCUGCACCUCCCAGUGGUUUGUGUUAAGAAGGAUAAGCCAUACAUCCAAAUACAAUGGAUCUAUCAUCAUGGACACAUAAUGGUUUACACUCUGGCUUGCAAAGCCCUGUCCAUUCCAUCAUUCAAGAUGUGCUCUUCAGCAACUCCCACUAUUUGCAAACAAGUAAAAUGUAUAAAAUAUUGUGGGAUGUGUUACAUCUCUCCUUGUCACCUUGAUUGCGUGGGCUUAAUGACACAACUUGCCACAAGUGAAGAAACCAGUCUAUCACACUGCUCUCAAAACCAUCUUCUCCAAGAUAACCUCCUGGAGUCAUUUGUGCUAUUGGAACCAUCGUAUGUUAACUAGUUACUGAAGGUUUUGAUACCUCUAGUAACACAGGAAGAAACAUGACUGUGAUGCCCAACUUUCUUGUGUCUAGAGAACUGAGAUAUAUGGAAUUAAGAAAACAGAAUGGCUUUUCUGGCAAUCCAUUACCAGAGUAGUUAUACCACUCUGUCAAAACGUGUUACCUCUAUUGGUGAAAUUCUAAUCAAGGGACACACAAGGAUUACUAAAUAUAAACCCCCCACACUGUGAUGCAGCAUAGGAUGUUCUUCCUACAACAGCCUGUAAAGGUACAAGGAUAAGUGAAGAAAGCAGGAGAAAAGAGGAUAGGGUGAGAAGUUAAAUCUCUGAUCUACCAUGCAGGGGAAUGGUUAGCCAGUAAAAAAUGCUAGGCUGGUACUCUCUGAUGAAUAUAUGAAGUAUCUAAAGUAUAUAUAGUCCAUAGCAGUAUAACUGAUCCAAGUAAAGUAAUGCUUUAUAUGUUGUGCAACCCCAAAUAUUAGAAAAAUCUCACCAUACUCCAGACCAUUCUACAUACUACUGACUUUUUUUUCCCCACACCAUGUAAUUCUUUGUUUAUAGAUCUAAUAACUCAUGUUUUACAGGUCCGUGUUAAUUUUCAUGACGAUUUGCUUUAAGGGUUAUUUAUUCUGUAUGGUAUCAAAUCAUACCCUCAAAGUCAGUUUUGUUGUUUUAUAUGUAUGCUCUCUCUACACAAAUAAGUAUACAUCUAGAUUCUUAUUCUAGUGCUAUUGGUACUAAAUGUCCUAGCAUACAGCACUGACAGAAAACUUUCUGACACCAAAGUUUAUAAUUACCCACAUGAAAGGAAGGACAGCUGCCAUCCCUUUCUCAUUCAUGUCUGGUUCACGCAUGGAACCAAGCAUAGAAGGAAACUAUCACACCUGUGCUUUGUACACCUAUCAGGCACCAGAAACAGGUUAUGUGUACACUGAGACUAUUCCUUAGAUAUAUCACCAAAACAAAUGCCAUGUUGACACAUCAUGUGACUUGCUUAUUUCAACUUUCAGGUCACUGAAUGAAAGAACAAUAAAACUUAGGUUUUCCAGGUAUGCCAGAGCCUGUCUAGCUCUCAAGAGCAUUCCCAAAAGACAAAACAAGAAGUGUAUUAAUAGAGAUUUAACAGGCUACCAAGAGAAGUUGUGGAUGCCCCGAACCUGGCGGUGUUCAAGGCCCUGGGCAGCUUGGUCUGGCAUUAAAUGUGGAGGUUGGUGGCCCUGCUUGUGGCGUGGGGGUUGUAGGUUCAUGAUCCUUGAGGUUCCUUCCAACCUGGGCUAUUCUGUGAUUCUGUGAGACUGAGCAGCACAAUAUUAGGUAAGUGACUCAAUGCGGACAUUCUCAUGCAUUCUUUACAGGAAAGUCUAUCAACUGCACACUGCUAGUAUUGCCAGAGCAGUAAAACCUGACAGAAAUGCCUGUCUAGAUAUUACAAAAUUGACCACUGGCAGUCAGUUCCUGCCAUAAAACAAUUAAAUAAUAUAAUUCUUUAAAGUGCUGACUUGGUACAACAGGCUUAUUUUUGUCAUAAAAAGAAAUGGACAAAGUCCAAGGACAAAGUGUUGUGUUUAUUUUUGUUUGUAACCAUUCUUUGAUCUGGGAAUAUUUCUUUUAAUGUUUUGCCAGGAAGUCACAAGAGGAAGUGGGUUCACAAGAAUUAGUGCUAAACAAUUAGUAACAAUACAGGCAAUUUUAGGCUUCUGUGACCAAGUAAGCCAUUGUUGGAAGUCAACUUAAUUUUUUUCAGUAGAAAAAACCCCAUUUACUAGCAAUCUACACUUCUCUAAUAUUUAUGGGUCAAGUUACCAACCUAGAACAUAAAAAGAAAAAAAAUAAAUAAAUACCUUUAACUCCUGAUGAACCUCAUCUUAGGGAAAAAAAAAAAAAAAAAAAAAAAAAAAAANAAAAAAAAAAAAAAAAAAAAACAGAGAAAAAGAAAAAAAAAAGAAAGAAAGAAAAACAACUGCUCCUGUGGAAAGUGUAUGCUUGCAUCAGUCUCUGGGGAAAAAUAAACAGAAGUUGCCCAUGCAGUCCUUUUUAUACCCAUCAGACACAGAAAUUAAGUCAAAAGCCUAUUUUUCAUCCUAUUUUUGUCGGAACGGCACCAAAGGAGAACAGAGAAACUCUUUCAUCCAUACAAGGGGGCUUAAGCUUUAGUACUUUCACUAGAAGGCAACCAUCAACCAAAAAAAUGUUUAAGAACCAUUACCUGUUUCAGUUUCUUUGACAGAUCAGGCUCAUAAUCAAACUGAGUUGGACAGCAUAAAAAAUAGCAGGGAAACAGCCUUCAGUGUGAUGAUAUAGGGAUGCUGGGAGAUCAGAGCACACUUCAGAGUACACAAAAUGUAACUAAAAAAAAAAAAAGUACGCCUUUUUUUUUUUUGCUUUACUGCACUGCAUCAAGACUAAGCACAUGAAGACUGAAAAUGUUACAAACUGCCAAUUCUCUUCUCUCCUAUUGUACCAUGAACUAUGUACUGUGACUUGGGAGAGGAGCUGGGGAUACUAUUGUAAUUCCAACUAGGUUAAUACUAAUUUUGAAAUAAAAUUGUUAUAUGCCUAUUAGAAAAUGUUAUAUCUAUCAUGUAUAUUGACUAUGUUUUUGUUCACUGUGGUGCCUUGCACAGAUCAUGUAUCCAACAAACUGUAGUGCUACUUAACAGUAGGAACAGGACCUUAUCUUGCAGACUGUGUGAAUUUCAUGGAGCUAGGCACAGAGCUGAGAGUAUGUAACUCCAAUGCUCCUCUUGAUUUCUGGCAGGAUAGCCAGAAUAGGUGGCCUAGGUUCCAGGAAAUAGCUACAUCUAUAGGGACUGGCAAAUAACAUCCUGAGAAUGAAUCCUGUGUCUCAUGACAUGGAUACAAAUGUGUGCUUUUGGCUGGAAAAUAAAACUAGCAAUUCUUUAA